Annulohypoxylon maeteangense is the source of this 838-nucleotide messenger RNA. RefSeq lists its product as uncharacterized. Lineage: Eukaryota; Fungi; Ascomycota; Sordariomycetes; Xylariales; Hypoxylaceae. The coding region runs from base 238 to 591 and encodes 117 amino acids. The record is from RefSeq and is a predicted model, not a curated record. The transcript is spliced from 2 exons.
GUGAAAACAAUUCUAUCUCCUAUGACUACGAGAUAAUUACCUCAAACCGCCUUGUAACUUAUCAAUUGAACCAACAAAAUUGUCUGAAUUCGAGGUACUGUGUUAUCACAGUCAUACAUCUCUUCCAAGCUCCUUGUUCACUCAACCUUGCGCUACAAACAACCUCUACUUAUCACGACCUCUCUUAAAAAGCAAAACUCUUCUAAGAAUACGCAAGAAACCUAUCUGACACUCACAAUGGCCUCCCGAAUGCUCUUCCGAUCAGCCGCCGGCAUCGCCACAGGCCGACAAGCCAUCGCCCAACGAACAUUCACCAGCACCUCCGCCAACCUCGUCUACAAAGAGAGCAAUCUCGGCACAGACGGAUCGGACGCGGCGGACCCGGAGAAGCACAAGCAAGACGCCCUCGCGAAGCAGAAGGCCGGCAAGGGCCACUGGAAGCCGGAGCUGGCGUCCGACAGCGAGGAGGCCGUCAAAGCGGACCGCGCCCGCGGCGAGGGUAAUGAGGACAUGUCGGCCCUGCAGAACCGGACUAAAGGUGCUGCGGAGGAGACUAGCAAGUCUGGCACUAGCAUGCGGGACGGGUUGUAAGGUCUAAGAGGUACGAACGCGUGACGACGUCGGACGUGUUUCUGAUGGAACAGGGUGAAAUGAAGUGGCAUAAUUAUCUAAGAUUGAGAAGGUCGUAGUUAGCAUUGCUUGGUCGUUAUGGUAUGGCUUUAUUCGAGGCUGGGCUCUACUGCGGUUUCAUUCAUGUUGUACAAAUAAGAAACGGAGGGAAAUGGACGACGGGAUUAUUGGACCAAUAUAAGCAUAUCGCUUUGCACACUAUCGACGA